Messenger RNA from Sphaeramia orbicularis (orbiculate cardinalfish), 1805 nucleotides. Its product is annotated as arf-GAP with dual PH domain-containing protein 2-like. The record is from RefSeq and is a predicted model, not a curated record. Gene Ontology annotation, molecular function: phosphatidylinositol-3,4,5-trisphosphate binding; phosphatidylinositol bisphosphate binding; GTPase activator activity. Gene Ontology annotation, biological process: positive regulation of GTPase activity; heart development. The transcript has 11 exons. Bases 188 to 1327 code for a protein of 379 amino acids. Gene Ontology annotation, cellular component: intracellular membrane-bounded organelle; cytoplasm; plasma membrane. Lineage: Eukaryota; Metazoa; Chordata; Actinopteri; Kurtiformes; Apogonidae.
CAAUAAACUUUGUGAUGCUGUGCUGGUAAGAGGAAACGUUAGAGGUUUACAGUGCACCCAGCAAAGAGAAGAAAUUAUGUUUUCCUCCUGCUUCAGGGCAGAAUAGACCUGUACCGUGCAAAGUGUUGAUUCAUAAUGGAGUUAAUACCCAGCAGCUGUUUGGUUUGAACUCCAUCUACUUUCACCUAUGGCCAAUCUGGACAGAAAUAACAGAAUCCUUCUUGAACUAAUGCGACAGCCUGGUAACAACUUGUGUGCUGACUGUGGAGCUCCUGAGCCUGACUGGGCCUCGUACACACUCGGUAUCUUUUUGUGCCUGAACUGUUCGGGGAUGCAUCGCAAUAUGCCUGCCGUAAGCAAAGUCAAAUCAAUACGUCUGGACCUCUGGGAUGAUUCACUAGUGGAGUUCAUGCGUGAGAGGGGAAAUUUUGCAGCCAAAGCCAUAUAUGAGAAGUCCAUACCUUCCUUCUUCUACAGGCCACAACAUAAGGACUGUUUUGUUCUUAAGGAUCAAUGGAUACAAGCAAAGUAUGACAGAAGAGAAUUCACAGGAGAAACCAACUACCUUCAACAAACCUUUAACUUAGACCACUAUGAGGUAACACUAUGGAAGAAGGGCAAGGACAAUAAGCAGUUCCUGAGGAGGAUCUUUCUGCUGUCCCAAAAAGACUUCACUCUCAAAUACUUCAUUAAAGAGGAUUCCAAAAGUCCCAAAGAUGUCAUCUGUAUGAAAGACCUGAAUGCAGUUUUCCAGCCGGAGAAGAUCGGUCAUGUUCACGGUCUGCAGAUCACCUACCUACAGGAAGAAUGCACAAGAAAUCUGUUUGUUUACCAUGAGAUAGGGCAGGUUAUCGUGUCCUUUUUUAAUGCUAUACGGGCGACACGCUUGGCAUAUCUCAAGAAGAAACAUUCCACGCUUCAAGACAGUGAUUUAAUACCUCAGUUAACAAGACACUGCCUCAAGGAGGGAUACAUGGAGAAGACUGGCCCUACGCAACGGGAGCCAUUCAAGAAGAGGUGGUUCACACUGUGCUUAAUGAACAGAAGACUCUUAUAUUUUAAGAACCCACUGGAUGCUACAGAGCUGGGAGCUGUCUUCAUUGGCACAGAGACCCACAACUACUCGGUUUCUGAGAGUGUCCGGAGUGGGAGGGGAGGUCGAUGGCACUGUGGCAUCACUCUGCAGACUCCUGGCAGGCAGUUUGUGUUUAUGUGUGAGCAGGAACAGGAACGGAGAGAAUGGCUGGAGGCUUUUAGAAAGGUCAUCUCUCAACCCAUGACGCCAGAAGACUACGCUAAUGAAGCUAACUUGAGAAGAGGUAAAUGAGUGGAACUGUCCUAGACCUCCACCUGCGAUGAGAAGUAUAUUUUUAGCACAUAAAAGACUGGCACCUGUACUCCCAAAUGAUGCAACAGAUGGAAAAAAAAAAAAAAAUGGAUAUCAACUCUCUCUCUCUCUCUCUCACUGGCAGGACUGGUAUCACUGCCUGCAGUUACUGUGUCCGAUCAUUAAUAUAAAUGAUCAGCUGUAACCCUUUGCACAGGCUAUACUGUCUACCACCCUAGGACACUUUCAGUACCAAGACAGUAUGCUAUGUAUGUGGACUAGAGGCAGUUUUUCCACAUGCAACUAUCUUACACAUAAUGAGUGCCUUGCAGUAGGAUGUAUGCUGUAUUUAUUUUAAUGUAAUUGUGUUACCUAGUCAAUUUUAAUACUGUCAUUUUUACGUAGGCCUACUGUAUGUGUAUAUCAGUAUUCAAAGAUUUUAUACUGUUGUUCUGUAUCAUAAAUGACUGUGUUUUAA